CUUCUCUUCUAUUUUUGUGUGUGAACAGAACACAGCCAUUAACGAGCUGAAGAGACAGGCAUGGGAGGAAGUGGCACGAGGUGUUAAUUCUCUGGGAGAGGGAGAGCUACGCACUGCUGCUGAAGUGAAGCGUCGUUACCUGGACUGGCGUGCGCUGAUGAAGAGAAAACAGCUUCGGGCUGAGCUCUCUCUCUCCUCCUCCUCAUCCUCAUCUGUGGCCCUGAAGACUGAGUAUGAUCAGUCUUCCCCCGAGCAUGAGACGGCUUCUCUGGGAUCUGGGUGUGACCAGCUGCUCAACCUCUCAGGCCUCUCAAAGGAUUGUCACUGCGACUGGCCAGAGCUGGCGGCUCUCGGUGAGCCAAGCGGGCCGGCCAUGAUGGCCCCGCUGGGUGUGAAGAUGGAGGAUGAUGUCAGUGAAUACAGACUGGAUGGUGAUGGUGAUAUGGAACACAGAGAAAUAGAUGAAGAUGAUAUUCCUUCCCUCCUUAGUGACAUUGUGUCACGUGGUGAGGGGCAUGUUGGUGAUGUUUACUCCCACAACGACUUGGGCAUGCUCAGCUCCUCCAAGGCUCCGACGUCCACUACCAACCGAGACGUGCCACUGGCUGGUGGCCUGAUGGGGAUUCCAGCCCAAGCUCUGGGUGGACUUAAUAAUCAUGAAAACAUGGGAGCAGGGUUUCGUGUUGCUGUUGAGAAACAGAGAUUGGAGCUGGAAAAACAGCGCCUGGCAGUGGAAACUGAACGUCUGGCAGUGGAGAAAGAGCGGCUGGGGGUGGAGAAGGAGCGACUUCGUCAAAUGGAGGUAGAGAGGGAACAGCUGCAGCUAGAGAGAGAGAGGUUACAGGUGGAGAGAGAGAGGCUGAGGCUUCUGCUCCUCAGCCAAUCAGAGCGCAUGGACUCCUCAUUUGACCUGCCGCCGCAACAAGGCCAUCCUUCAUUCUCCACAUCUUCUUUAUCCUCCACUCAUGUUGGACAGAGGGAGAGAGAGAAAGAGAGUAAAGGCUGGAUGCCAAUGGUGGAUCUGGAGACCGAAAGGCUAAAACUAGAGAAGGAGAGACUGCAACUGGAAAAAGAGAGGCUGCAGUUUUUCAAAUUUGAGGCAGGCAGACUGCAGAUUGAGAGAGAACGCCUCCAAGUGGAGAAAGAGAGAAUGCAGCUGCAUCAAGGCCACUGAAGACUGAUAAGAGAAAGAGGAAAAGAUGCAUACAUAUAUUUUUCACCAGCAUCAGGGGACCUUUAAUAUUGAAAACAAUCCAGAAUGUGUGGGUUUGCAUCAGCCGUUACUCCCCUUUCAUCUUCUUUCAACAGGAAGCUGUUUGGGACUUGUAAAUUAUUAUUAGUGACUGGAAUGUGGUCACUGAGAUGGAGGUUGAGCAUAUUUAUGACCACCAUGAUAAAGCAGUGCCUUAUGAUGUCUUGAUAAGGGUGACAAGACAGAAAAGGAGCCGUCAUGAUAAAAUCAUUGGCAUAUGCAGCUGGUUGGCCCUAAACAUAUUUCAUUUAUACAAGGUUCAGUACCUUAUUCAAAUACACAAUGCUCAAAAUGUGCAGUUUAAAACAUCAGAUGCUGGGAUAUUUAUAGAACACAUGCAUACUGGACAUUAUCAUUUAUAAUGGUAGAUAUGUAAGGAUGGAAUUGUCAUGUCUUACUCUGCAUUUAUGCACCCAACCAGUGCCAACUUAUCUACUGCAUGUGUGCUUGUCGGUGUAAAUUUGCUUUUAACAUUAAAAAAAGAAUGCACACAAUUACUUGUACAGAGACAUUUUUAUACUAUUUAUGUUUUACAGUCAAGUGCUUGUGUUAAAAUAUUGUUUCUUAUAACUUUCUCCAUUCGUCUAUUUUAAUUUGUCAUAGCAUGAAAAGCAAAGGUAUUACUAAUACCAUUAAAAUGGUCUGUUCUAUUUACAUGUCCCAGUGAACAAUGGCAGUGUGACAUUGAGCAAGCAUGUCAAUUCAGUCAAUCAAUAAUUUAAAUAUUUAUACCUGUGUGUGUCCUAGUGUGACAUGUCAGAAUGUUCCAUCAGGUCUACUAAGAUUUGGUGUUUUCUCCAUUAAGAUGUGUGGACUUGGAAAAGACCUUGAACAUUUGUGAUGAGCAGCUACUGGAAGUUGGGGUAUGCAUGCUAGAAGAUGAAAGUAAAAUAUUCCUUUAAUGGCUAUUUGCUUCAGUUCUGUUUUGCUA
This is a messenger RNA of Etheostoma cragini (Arkansas darter), 2183 nucleotides long. RefSeq names its product Myb/SANT-like DNA-binding domain containing 4 with coiled-coils (gene msantd4). The transcript is spliced from 5 exons. Lineage: Eukaryota; Metazoa; Chordata; Actinopteri; Perciformes; Percidae. The coding region runs from base 158 to 1174 and encodes 338 amino acids. The record is from RefSeq and is a predicted model, not a curated record.